AUGGUGGGGGGCAGGGCACCGAACCUAAUGCACAGGCGGGCAGCGGAACAAGAGGACGGGCGCGACUGCGCGGACACUCUCGGGCAAGAGGCCCGCGUGAGGGCGCACGCGGGCUCCCUCGUCUCCACGCGUGGCGCACGAGAGAAGGCGCCUCGCCUUCGGGAUGUCUCGCCUCCGACGGAUGCCGACGGAAGCAGAGUGGCGGCGGGUCCGCCCGCCAGCUUGCGGUCGGCGGAAGGCGGCGGGAGCGAGAGCGAGACGGCAACAAGCUGGGAUUCGGGAUGUCCCGAGUCGGCCGCGUGGAGUAUUGCGCUGUCGGCCCGCGUGACGCCGCCGCGUGAGGUCUUCACGUCCCAGCGCGAAGGGCUCCCUUUGUUGCGUCGCCCAGGUGGACAUCACCCCAGAGCAGUUCGAGCACUUCUGCCAGCACGGCCUGCAGAAUAGCAAGGGCCUGCACCACCUGCUGGUGGAGCAGCUGCUGAGCGUGGACGACUUCCUGACCUUCAAGGCUAUGAUGUGCAAGAGGAACGUCGACUUGUACGCGGAGUCCCUGCAGCGGGUAGCGCAGG
Molecule: messenger RNA, 569 nt
Organism: Prorocentrum cordatum
Lineage: Eukaryota; Dinophyceae; Prorocentrales; Prorocentraceae
Source: the annotation of a GenBank genome assembly